CUCUCUCUCUCUCUUUCUCUCUCUCUCUCUUCACAGUCUUAACUAUGUCGCCCUCGGCAGCAGCUCAAAGCAACCUCCAGCUCUUGGGCUUAGGCGAUUCUCUUACCUCCCGAAUAAAUGUCCUGUUGUGUUUUCUAAAUUUGAGGAUUAAUUGAGAACAUGCGUGCAGGUUGUAUCUGCCAGUGCCUGAGGCGCAUCUCUGCCACUAUGCUAAACCGCGCGUUCAGGUGUCCAGUUCGGCGUCCUCACGCCUCAGCUUCUUCCCUCUGUGCGUCAGAAAAUUCAUCCAAUGAGGACCAAGCAGGAACUAUCGGCUCCGCCCCGGAGCCUGGGCGCGACAUAUAAAACCGCCUACUCGGCAUUACUGGGAUUCCGCAAGAUCUGUCAGAUCUGGAAGCUAGCGGCCCUUGCUCGCGCCCCCACCCUCCCACACACAGACGACGCCAGCGAAUUGGAAGAUCUUAAGCCUGGGCCUCACGUCCCCCGACCCCUUUCCAGGAUCUGCUGAACGCGAGCUACCAGUUCCAAAGGGCUCCAGAAGGCUUCAGCCGCUCUCACCUCGGGAGCUGCCUGAAGUCUGCGAUGCAGGAGGACAGCGCUGAGCCCGCAGCUGCAGCAGGCCCUACAGCCCGGCUUCGUCGCAGCCGCCGCCCACCCACGAGGCGAUUCACGAUUAAUGACUUUGAAAUCGGGCGCCCUCUGGGCAAGGGGAAAUUUGGAAAUGUGUACCUGGCUCGGCUAAAGAAAAACCAUUUUAUUGUGGCCCUGAAGGUUCUUUUCAAGUCACAGAUAGAGAAGGAAGGACUAGAGCACCAGUUGCGCAGGGAAAUUGAAAUCCAGGAGCAUUUGCAACACCCCAAUAUCCUAAGGCUCUACAAUUACUUCCAUGAUGCUCGCCGUGUGUAUCUGAUUCUGGAAUAUGCUCCACGGGGUGAGCUAUACAAGGAGCUGCAGAAACACCACACAUUUGAUGAGCAGCGAACAGCCACGAUAAUGGAGGAGUUGGCAGAUGCCUUGACUUAUUGCCAUGACAAGAAAGUGAUUCACAGGGAUAUUAAGCCAGAAAACCUGCUUCUGGGUCUCAGGGGUGAGGUGAAGAUUGCAGAUUUUGGCUGGUCUGUGCACACCCCCUCUCUGAGGAGAAAGACAAUGUGUGGAACACUUGACUACUUGCCCCCAGAAAUGGUUGAGGGGAGGACAUAUGAUGAAAAGGUAGAUCUGUGGUGCAUCGGGGUGCUAUGCUAUGAGCUGUUGGUGGGAAGUCCACCCUUUGAGAGCACCUCCUACAAUGAGACCUACAGGCGCAUCCUCAAGGUAGAUGUGAAGUUCCCCCAAACAAUGCCUUUGGGGGCCCAGGACCUGAUUUCCAAGCUUCUCCGAUACGAGCCCCAGAAGCGGCUGCCCCUGGCCCAGAUCUUGGAGCACCCUUGGGUCCAGGCCCAUUCCCGGAGGGUGCUGCCUCCAUGUGCUCAGAUGGCUUCCUGAGCCUCGUCUUUGUUCCUUUGUGUUUGUUUAGGGAGCUGUCCUGGCUCUACUACCUCAUUUAUCUUCUUGCUUUCUUCUAAGGUGCUAAUUAAUAAAAGCUGAAUAAU
Molecule: messenger RNA, 1592 nt
Organism: Nycticebus coucang (slow loris)
Lineage: Eukaryota; Metazoa; Chordata; Mammalia; Primates; Lorisidae
Gene: AURKC
Product: aurora kinase C
Exons: 8
Coding region: 583-1485 (300 amino acids)
Biological process (GO): protein phosphorylation; regulation of cytokinesis; mitotic spindle organization
Cellular component (GO): spindle midzone; chromosome passenger complex; spindle microtubule
Molecular function (GO): ATP binding; protein kinase activity
Source: RefSeq, a predicted model, not a curated record